AGGUGGGAGUGGCGCAUGCGCAGUGCUGCGCCCGCCCUGACUGAGGGGAGCGUCGCGGUGCCCGUUCUGUGUCGUACAGAAGCAGAGCCACGUUGGUUCCCUGCAGGGCAGUGCAAGCAGCUGUUUGUGUCCGAACCUAUGGGGGGACUUCUGCAGAGCUCCAGCCUUGGGUGUGCUCUUGGGGUCACCAUUUACACGUGCCGACCCCUUGUCUUUGUCUGACUCCCAGGUUAAGUUGGGAAGAGGAGGGCCGUGGUUUUCUUAGUGGAGAUCUCCUCAGUGCUGAGUUUUUCUGAUCCCGUUCAGUUGAGGCAUUUCUGUGGGCUGUGUGUCUGUAACGCCUUUCAUGUCAUUCCCUUGGCAGUGGCCGUGCGGGGAAUGGAGGGGCUGUGGGGUAAGGGGGAGGAAUUGAGGGGAAUUGAGGGCUGUGCAGAGGGGAAUUGAGGGCAAGGGGGCCAGCAGGGGGGCUGUUUUUAGAGUAAAGAGAUUAAUGGAGGCUCUGGAGGUCUUUCUCCGUCCUAAAGGAUUGUCUCAUCCCUUUCAUAUCAGGAGAGAACAGCAGAAGACACCUUUGACUUCCUGCCCAUCAGGUCAUAUAACUUCUUUCUCUGCAGAUACUUCUUUUUUUUUUAAGUUAGAAGAAGUCCAAACAGAUCACAGCCUCCCAGAAUGGCAGACCAGAAGCGCCUUGCAUACUCCAUCAUCCAGUUCUUACAUGACCAGCUACAGAACGGGGGUCUUUCUCCAGAUGCUCAGGAGAGUUUAGAAGUGGCGAUCCAGUGCCUGGAGACAGCUUUUGGAGUCUCCCUGGAAGACCAAGGCCUCGCAGUGUCGCGGACUCUCCCUGAAAUAUUUGAAGCUGCUGCAGGAAAGGAGCCUGAACACAUCAGAGCAAACUCGGAGCCAGUCACCCCCUCUGAAGAUGACAUAGCUGAAGCUGAAAGGCUCAAGACUGAAGGAAAUGAACAAAUGAAGGCAGAGAACUUUGAAGCUGCUGUGUCUUUCUACGGAAAAGCAAUUGAGUUAAAUCCAUCCAAUGCUGUGUAUUUUUGCAACAGAGCUGCUGCAUACAGUAAAUUAGGAAAUUAUGCUGGAGCAGUCAGAGACUGUGAAAGAGCAAUAGGCAUUGAUCCAAACUACAGCAAAGCUUACGGCAGAAUGGGCUUGGCCCUCUCCAGUUUAAAUAAACACACAGAAGCUGUUGUCUACUACAAAAAAGCCCUGGAGCUUGAUCCAGACAACGACACGUACAAAUCCAACCUUAAAAUAGCCGAACAGAAAAUGAAGGAGACUCCUAGUCCGACCGGAGGUCCUGGAGGAUUCGAUUUAGCUGGCUUGCUGAACAACCCUGGCUUCAUGAGUAUGGCAUCUAACCUAAUGAACAAUCCACAAGUACAACAGCUCAUGUCUGGGAUGAUUUCUGGUGGCCAUAACCCCAUGGGAGCAGCAGGCACCAGCCCCUCCACGAAUGAUCUUGCCAGCCUCAUACAAGCGGGCCAGCAGUUUGCGCAGCAGAUGCAGCAGCAGAAUCCUGAACUAAUAGAGCAGCUACGAAGCCAGAUCAGGAGUCGAACUCCAAGUGCCAGCAAUGAAGAUCAGCAGGAAUGAACUUUACAGCACAGUCCAUGGGAACUAUGUUCUUUGCUUUAAAAACUGGAAGCCAUGUGCGUGUUGCCAUUUCUUGAAUUGGAAGUGUCCAAGAGGGGGAAACAAAAAAAAAAAAAAAGAGGAAAAAAACAAACAAACACAGAAUCCUUUGUAUGACCUGCAUGUUAAAGACAGCUUCACACUUUCUUUCCCCAGUCUUCGUCCUCCUCCUCCCCCUCCACUUUUCCAUUAGUUUUCUUCUGGAAGCUCCAGCAAACACAAACCAGCACCAACGGUCUUUCUAAAGAGACUCAGAAAUUAACGACACGGUUACAUUUCUAUGUUCUUUGCUACAUGGGAAUUUUUUUAACCCGUUUUUGAAGAACGAUGCACUCUUCACUACAGGAUGUCUUCGCUUUCCUGCCCACAUGCCACUUCAAAGAAGUGUUCAAGUCCCACCCCCAUCCUGAUUCCCCUCAAUCUUCCUGCCAGUUACAAGACGGUUAUGUUUGAACACUCUGGAGACCACUGGAUCUUCUUGCCUCCAGGAACAGGGUUUCUGUUGAUUAGACUCACCAUGUUUCUCAUUCAGGAUAGUAGCAACGUUGCCAGUGUUGUGAAUACACAGGAUUUGGUGACUGCCUCUCUAAGGUUAGUGUCAAUGUGUCGGGGGGGCCGGGACUGAUCAGGUAGAACAUGCUCAUUUGUGACUACUCCUUUAGAGCGAACGUUUGCAGAUACACUGCUUGGGGUCCAUCCCCAGCCCUGACAAAACUCGUCUAGUGCUUAGUAAUUAUUGUUGGAAUGAGCCAAUCUGUGAACUAGUCAGGUGGACAGUAAGAAAGAUAUAAUGUUUUUGGUGUUUAAAAGGUUUCUCUUUGCUUUUUAAUUUGUCUUUUAUGCAUGUAAGUAAUCAACCCAGUUGACCGUACUGAUAAUAGGAGUAGAGAGGGGGCUUGAGUAGCAAGCAGAAGGAAUAAAAAUGCUCCUUGGAUAGAAAGAUAUGGAGGGGCUGCUGGUUCAAUGUGGGAGGAGGGAGAAGGUCCUUGUUCCUGGUACCUGCAGCUUCCCACCUGCUGGAGCUGCCUGCGUUGUUCCUGGGCGCAUGGGAAGCUCCUAGAAGUCACUGGAUGAGGAUGGAGACUUUGGUAUCGACUGUUUUUAAGGUAGUUCCUCCAUGGUGGUGGGAAAGGGGUUUUCCUGGCCCUAUUUCUGGGCACAGAAGCAGCUGGCUGGGAGAGGGGGGGGGGGGGGGGGGGGGGGAAUGGGGAAUGCCCAUAUAGGAGACCUGGUGGUACGAAUGAGCAGGUAUCUUUGACGAUUAAUAUCAAGGAAAAGAAGAUCUGUAAAUGUUCCAUAAAUUAAUACGUGGUUAAUGUAACUUGUGAAGAAUAAACUAUUUGGACACUCUUUGCUA
Gallus gallus (chicken) is the source of this 3004-nucleotide messenger RNA. It is a transcript of the gene SGTA, whose product is annotated as small glutamine rich tetratricopeptide repeat containing alpha. Gene Ontology annotation, biological process: post-translational protein targeting to endoplasmic reticulum membrane. Gene Ontology annotation, molecular function: molecular adaptor activity; protein binding. The transcript has 12 exons. Lineage: Eukaryota; Metazoa; Chordata; Aves; Galliformes; Phasianidae. Gene Ontology annotation, cellular component: membrane; TRC complex. The record is from RefSeq and is a predicted model, not a curated record. The coding region runs from base 670 to 1608 and encodes 312 amino acids.